This is a messenger RNA of Lolium rigidum, 689 nucleotides long. RefSeq names its product cytochrome c-like. Gene Ontology annotation, molecular function: heme binding; electron transfer activity. NCBI's taxonomy places the organism in Eukaryota, Viridiplantae, Streptophyta, Magnoliopsida, Poales, Poaceae. Gene Ontology annotation, biological process: mitochondrial electron transport, ubiquinol to cytochrome c; mitochondrial electron transport, cytochrome c to oxygen. Gene Ontology annotation, cellular component: mitochondrial intermembrane space. The coding region runs from base 38 to 379 and encodes 113 amino acids. The record is from RefSeq and is a predicted model, not a curated record. The transcript is spliced from 3 exons.
CCCGGCGAGUCUCUGCUUCCGUGCGGCGGCGGCGGCGAUGGCUUCCUUUUCCGAGGCUCCCCCCGGCAACCCGGCCGCCGGCGCCAAGAUCUUCAAGACCAAGUGCGCCCAGUGCCACACCGUCGAGCAGGGCGCCGGCCACAAGCAAGGUCCUAACUUGCAUGGUCUGUUUGGGAGGCAGUCGGGUACCACCGCUGGCUACUCCUACUCUGCGGCGAACAAGAACAAGGCUGUGGAAUGGGAGGAGAACACUCUGUACGACUACUUGCUUAACCCUAAGAAGUACAUUCCUGGAACCAAGAUGGUCUUCCCUGGACUGAAGAAGCCACAGGACCGUGCUGAUCUCAUUGCGUACCUGAAGGAUGCCACCUCCUCUUAAGAGAACAUGCUGCUAUAAUCUUGUCGGGAUGAGAGAAUUCGUUUUACAGUUAAUAAAAGAUUAGACGUUACUCGUACUCUGGUUUAACAGGGUGCAGUCCACGAGACAAUUAUCUUUCUGGGCAUCGUGUUUAUGAUAUGGGUUCCGUAUCACUAGGUUUAGUUGCAAAAAUCUUUGACAAGCUUUUUGAUUCAGUUGCUGGAAAAUCCCAGUACACACAUUUUGACCACCAGGUGGUGGUGGAACUGGAAUGCACCCAUGUUAAUGAACAUGAAAUCUUUAAAGUUGUGAUGUUAAAGCUUUCUGCCUA